AUGUAUCCUGAUUGGCCCAGAUCUGACGCAGAUCUAGUGCCCCUGCCAUGCUGCGACGGCCCCAAGCUGGAGCCGUUCGACUUCAAGGGCCCGCAACAGAUCGAGUUCCUAGAGCACCUCGGAGAUGGAUUGCAUGCACAAGUCCUCAAGGUCAAAAUCCUGGGUCAGAUCUAUGCAUUGAAACUGUUUAGAUUCACAUGGGAUGAAGAUUGGUUGGGCCGUGGCCCGGACAAUGACGAGAAUGAUCUCGAGGCCAUGACUGCAUUUUACAAUUACUCGGAGCCUUUCACCAGCGAGUGCCGUGCUUUCGGUCGCCUUCGCGAAACCGGUCAUGAAGAGCUGGCAGUCAAGUGCCUCGGCUACGUGCUGCUCGACGAGGAACACGAGCGUGCCAUGUUGAGCCAGUUCAGCAAUGUUGAGCUGAACGGGAGCUUCUACUGUCCCGGAGCUGACGACAUGCGCUCGCGCUUUCUGGGUAGAGACGGUAGGCCGCCGCCCAUCCGAGGCAUCCUCAAAGAGUUUGGCCCCGCCGCGCAGGAUUUGCGCAACCCUGACAUGCGCAGGAUCCUCCGGGAUAUCACUCAACUGCAGCAGCUUGGGAUUAUUCACAUCGAUGUGGCCGAUCGACAGAUCGUCGGCGGCAAGAUCUCCGACUUCAGCACAGCCAUGACCGCGCCGCAUUAUCUCAUGACUCCUGAGCUCAACCCGCACUUGACUCCGGAGUGGAUAUCUGCCAUGGAGUUUGAGACCUUCCAGUUCAGUAUCAACGACUUCUGGGACUUUGACGAGAUGGUGGUCAUCUGGAAUCAGGAACACCCGGAGCAGAAGAAUAAAAUCUCAGUCCAUGCAUUUCCUGGCGGUUUUGGAUGUAAUAUCAAGUACGACUUGAGAAGCUCGCCGUCGCGUGAACGUGUUUAUUCUUUCGUUGACCCAAGACUGUAUGACUGGAAGGUGUCCGCCGUUGGACAGGAGCAAAGGUCGACCAAAGGGGGAAAGGUCGGAAAAGGCAAAGGAACAAAGCCUAGCAGCCCUGGAAAGUCUCCUCAAGGAGUUUCAAAGUCCCGCCGACGGCUCCAAGCGAAGCCGCCCCGAUGGUACUAUGAUUGUAGCAAGAAGGUAGCGGCGAAGUUGAAACGCUCAUAUGGUUUUAGUACCUCUCUCAGUUGGGUGUUUAGAGAUGGUCAUAUAUUUCCUCAGAAGAAAAAAUAA
Clonostachys solani is the source of this 1209-nucleotide messenger RNA. The record is from the annotation of a GenBank genome assembly. NCBI's taxonomy places the organism in Eukaryota, Fungi, Ascomycota, Sordariomycetes, Hypocreales, Bionectriaceae.